Molecule: messenger RNA, 3370 nt
Organism: Phyllotreta striolata
Lineage: Eukaryota; Metazoa; Arthropoda; Insecta; Coleoptera; Chrysomelidae
Source: the annotation of a GenBank genome assembly
GUUUACUUUGCGGUUAUCGAAAAUUUGCAAGAAAUUAAAUGCAAUUGAGUACGUUAUUUCUAUGAACUCGUUUACGAGGAGCUCGUUUAUUAAAAAACAACCGUGAAGUACGGACCUUGCGCGAAGAGUUCCAGUUUUGUGAAACGGAUCAUCCUCCUGCCCUGCAACAAACCCUUAUGCACCUCUUCGACAAGGGAUAGGGUUGGAUUGUAGCGUUUUAUGUGUGUCAGUAGACGUAUUUCGGAUUCAGAAAAAAAAUCUCUAAGCUCCCGAACAUGGCUGCACUCGUAAAAUUGCAUAUUUUUAUUUGCGUUGCUGGUAAUAACGAAAUGAUUGCAUUAUAGACUAUUACUUAUGUAUAAUAUUUAGAAACAAUAAACGAGUGAAAUAUGAAGAUAACCACAACAAAAAUGACUACCCCAAUAGAAGAAAAAGUGGAUCAGAAGCUUAAAGUUAGGACGGGAAUGGUAACAGUUAGUGAUGGAAAGAGCAGACCUAUCCUCGUUAAACUACAGCUUUCCAUGGAAGUUUUACGCUUACUGAAAGAGGAACCCAUUCCUCCUGAAUCCAAAGCAAUUAAUACUAAGGAAAGAAUGGUUCAAAUAAGGAGGCAGAAAGUAGGUGGCUUGGGUUUGAGCAUCAAAGGUGGAGCUGAACACAAACUGCCAAUUUUAAUAUCUAGAAUUUACAAAGAUCAAGCAGCCGAUCAGACCGGAGAGCUUUUCGUGGGGGAUGCUAUUAUAAAAGUGAACGGUGAAUACAUUACGGCUUGUCCCCACGACGAUGCUGUUAAUAUACUGCGCAAUGCGGGAGAUUUAGUGGUUUUAACGGUUAAACACUACAAAGCAGCCACGCCAUUUUUACAAAAACAGGAAGAAAAGGACAACGAGGCGGAAAAAGAAUGUAAUGGUGAGGAGAAAGGCGCCUCAGACGAGAGUUUGAAAGUAUCGAAUUGCACGAUGAGCAGGCCCAGUUCCAUUUGUUCUGAAUUAGAACAGGAAGCAGCGCAAACUCACUGGGUGGACUUCGUGACUGUGCCACUUAUGAUGGCUUAUGUGACUAGAUACAUAUUCGGUACAGACAAGCUGAGGCCUAACGCCUUCGAAGUCAGAGGUCUGAAUGGCAUCAGCACCGGGAUUAUUCAUUGCGACGAUUCGGGUAUUUUAUCGCAGUGGCUGAAAUAUAUUACUGAUAAUAUUAUUGGACUGACAAAUUUGCAGAUGAAACUGUAUAAUCGAAAUUUUAGUGUAUCUGAUAGGAUUGAAUAUAUGGGUUGGGUUAAUGAAGGUGUUAUAAAUAAUAACCAUCCUUGGCAAAAUUACAAACCUAGAUUUUUUGCUCUUAAAGGUACUGAUCUUAUGCUGUUCGAUACGCCACCUUUAAAUGUUGCUGACUGGGGAAAGUGUCCUUUAAUGUUCAAGGUUUAUCAGACUAUGUUUAGGGUUAUAAAAGAGUCCGAAAAUGUCGACGAAAGACAGCAUUGUUUUCUGGUGCAGACAUCAGGUCAGGAUUCCAGAUAUUUUUCAGUGGAAACCAGACAAGAGUUACUGAAAAUUGAAAAUGCUUGGCAUUGCUCCGUCUGUACAGCUGUUAUGAAAUUAGGUAAUAAAACUUUUACUGUAAGCAGUAAUGGAAAGACUGCUGGACUGACAUUGGAUUGGAACAUGGGCUUUUCCUUGCAUGAAGGCGAUUCAAAAACUCCAGUUUGGCAAUACAAGUUUUCCCAAUUAAGAGGUUCGUCUGAUGAUGGAAAAUCUAAGCUAAAGUUACACUUUCAAGAUGUAGAGUCGAGAGCUAUUGAAACCAAGGAGUUGGAAUGUUCCAUUUUGCAGAGCUUAUUAUUCUGCAUGCAUGCAUUUUUAACAGCGAAGGUAGCUUCUGUAGACCCUGGAUUUUUAUGUUCUGUGAUUCCUUAGAAUUAAUGACGAAGAGAACUGAUUUAUUAAGAAAAUAACGUUUCCAAAACGUUUCUUUAGAAGAGAAGUUUUUCCUAACGUGGCAUUAGUAAAAAAUCAUUAAAUUAAAAUUAUUUAUUUGUUACACGCUGUUCAUAUAUUUUUUAUAGUCCUAAUUAUAAUAAUGUUCCUUGUAUAUGUAGAUAAAAAAUUAUUUAUUACUUCUGUAUUUCUAGAAAAUACUUAAUUGUUUAACAUUUUUCAUGAGAUAUUUUUUAGUACCUUUUUGUACUAGGGAAACGUUAAUAUUGCGAAUUCCAAUUAAACAAAUUAGACCACAACUUUUAGAAUAAUAAUGAAAGAAAUACGUUUUUAGCCCUUAAGUGAUGUAUAGAAAUGUAAUAAUAUCAUAGUUAAUAACUAAUGGAAAGAACAGAACAUUAUGUUCUUUAUAAUAGGGUUUAAUUUGUUUAAAACGAAUAAUUACUAACUUACAAUGUAAUGUCUUACAGUUUAAUUGUAUGUUACAUGUUUCAUGAGUGAAAUAUCGCUUUGUGCAUUAAUCCACAAGUCUGGAAAACUUAUUUUCAGCACGUGUAAUGUUUGCUCGUUUUUCCUACGAUCCUAUGAUUACUUAUAUGUCAAGAAUGGAAAUAUUUACCUUAACGCUCUGGGACUCUGUUUAAAGAUAUUACAUGAUCGUAAGAAAAAUUUAUCUAACAUAAAACUUUGUAAUUUUGUAUACCUCAUCGAUAUCGAGUGUAGCAUUUUAAAACUAUAUGGAGUAGAGAAUUUGUUUUUCCAUUAAGAAGAACAAAAUCAAACAACUUCCAUUAAUGUAAACUAAAAAAAAACGUUUAAGUGUUUUGUAUGAGAUACAAAGUUAGCGAAAAUUAUACAAUAUAGUCUGAAUAUCAGCACCAGUACGAAAAAACUAGAGUGAAAGUAAUAGUCAAUGUGUAGGUUAAUAUUUAAGAGUGCCCUGCUGUUUUUGGCUCAAACGUUUUAUUUGUGUUUUACCAGGUUAUUUGAGAUUAAGUAGUGGAUUUUCUCGUAUAUUCGAUUGAUUUUUAAGAAGUGUCCAGCAAAAGGCGAUGAAUUUUUAUUGCUCCCUUAAAUUUUUUUAAUGUUGAAAUUGUCUUUACAAUUGCCAUUGUUCGUGAGAAAAUCCACAUACUGCGGUAAUACGCUUUAUAUUACAUAUCAUUCACAUACAGCUUACAGAAAAAUAAGUAUUAAAACGAUUUUGAAUUACCAAAGAGUGAUUGUUAAUGUGCUGUACGUAAUUUUAUCAAUUAGUAAGUUUAUUAAUCUGUGAGCUGAGAAAAAUCUAAUAGCUUGAAUACGUGUCUUUUGCUAUUUUGAAUGGACCUUCUACGCAUCUACAAAAUAGUGUCAGGUGUGUUACUGCAAAUAUUUUAAUGUCGAUCUUAUUAAAAUGAUUUUUAUUGAACCCGUAAUGAUGACGAGUUACU